Messenger RNA from Solea solea (common sole), 1678 nucleotides. It is a transcript of the gene tma16, whose product is annotated as translation machinery associated 16 homolog. The transcript is spliced from 7 exons. The record is from RefSeq and is a predicted model, not a curated record. Bases 67 to 696 code for a protein of 209 amino acids. Gene Ontology annotation, cellular component: nucleus. NCBI's taxonomy places the organism in Eukaryota, Metazoa, Chordata, Actinopteri, Pleuronectiformes, Soleidae.
GUAGGACCACUUCCGGUCUAGUUGUCAACAGCUGAGUUGCUCCACGCGUGUUUCCAAACUGUGAAAAUGCCGAAGGUUCAGAAAGGAAAAGCGCCAGAGAAGGUGGUUCAUCCGUUCAGCAGGAAAGCUGCUUACCUCGCCCGAGAAGACAUCCGACUGAAGAAGAAAGACAGGCAGAGAACUGACAAAGCCGCACGUCUGAGCAGCAUAGGUGAGAAGCUGUUGUGGUUCCAGGAACAGCUGGAUCCAGCAAAGGCAACGUACACCAAGAAAGACGCCUGUGACAUCAUCGAAAGGUAUCUGCAAAGAUUUGAUUCUGAACUUGAGCAAAUCGAGUUAGUGAAUGGGAUCAAAGGUCGUCAGGGUCGUCUCCAUGGCGCCAGAGAAGCUGUCAUCAAACAAACAAUUGAACGGGAGCGAGCUCUGUAUGAGGGCGCUGGGUUUGAAAUCCCAGAUAUCAUCAAUGCAAAGCAUCUGAAAACGUUCAGAGAGUGGACUGGCGAUCUGAAGAAACUCCCAACCAUCAAACUGCGAAUGGUUUCUUGCAAAGGUCUGGACACUAAUAAUGAGAAAAAAGAGAAACAUGAAGUAGAAGAAGACAAUAUUGAAGAUGAAGAUGAAGAUGAUGAUUUGGAUGAUGAUGAUGAUGAUGAUGAACAGGCAGAUGAGAAGGUUCUGAUGUCGGACUCAAACUAAUGUUCUUCUAUCAUUGCCAUAUGUUAUUAUAAAACAUCAGAUGUCCUACACAAAAGACUUUUUACAGAGAAACAACUUGUGUGAGAAGAUGCUGCUACUCACGUUCUGUCCAGCAGAUGGCAUCAACAUCUCAGACUUGGAAAACCAACUCAUCAGUGUGCUCUUUUUCUUUGUCUUGCUGUUCAGUGACUCAACAGCAGCCUGUGAGAGGUUCUACAAUCAUUGUUUAUUACAUAAGCAUGCAUCAAAUUAAACCUGAAUAAUCCGUCUUAUACAGUCACACAUACAAAGGUGUCGAGUGCUCUAAUAUUGUCGUGGAGACAAGACACAAUUUGAGGAAACGGUCUUUUCUGCGACAUGACAGUGAAAAGAAGAAAUAAACCUGUAGAAAAGUGUAAACAGUCACUCAUAACAGUGUCGGUACAAAUAGAGACAAACACUGAAAAUAAAAUGUAAAACAUUAACACUUGUUUUACAAUAAUUUAAAUAUGUUAGUGCUGUAGUUAUGUCUAAGAAACUAAGAGAGUAGAUUCUGAGUAGGACCACAUGCAGCUGUAUGAGGAAAGCAUCAUAAACAACCAGGCUAUUUACAAUUUUUUAAGACAUAAUAAUUUUCCUAAUACAGUAAAUUACUUUUCAAAACACUUAAGUUUAUUCAAUAUCAAGAGUGAGCUAAAUAUGCUAAGUCAAUAGUUCUGUGUAUAUUUGUCUCUUUGGUGCCUGAAGAUCUGCUUGUCCAAAGGGAGAGAAUACCUCAGAACGUUUCAAACAAAAACCUGGUUGGACCGUGUCUAAAAAAAUCAUCUUUUCCACCUCUGUUCUUCAGACAACAGUAAACACAAGUGUGGAGGCUCUAACCAGGGCAUCUUAUGUGUGUGAACAGAUGUGCCAGUGUGUGUGUCUACCGUCUACUGUAUAUCUGCCUGUUCACUCAGUGCAGAUGUCAGAGAGGAGGCAGGGAUUAAACUGUUUUUUGAUAAAA